AUGUUGCCACCCACCACUGGCGCCCAGCUCCAGCGCGGCUACCAUGGCAGCUACAGCCGCCUGAUCAUUCGCACCUUCCUUCGACCAUCACCAUCGCCUGCAGACUUCGCCAAGCAAACGCUGUCUGUUGGAGUUCAAGGUGAUCAAAGAACACAUUCUCAUGUUGUUGCAUUGAGAGCUGUCACAAGUCAAGAUGGGAUGACUGCUGACUGGUACAAUUUUGAACACAAUUUCCUUGAUGUUGUUGCAAGAAAGAUAUGCAAUAGUGUACGUGGUGUAAAUCGAGUUGUUCAAGAUAUUACUUCCAAGCCUCCAUCAACAAUUGAAUGGGAAUAAUAUCAUGUGAUAUGCAGCGUGGUUGAUAAAGUUUGGAAAAAUCUUGCGGCUUUCUGC
This is a messenger RNA of Coffea eugenioides, 393 nucleotides long. Its product is annotated as GMP synthase [glutamine-hydrolyzing]-like. Gene Ontology annotation, biological process: GMP biosynthetic process. The coding region runs from base 1 to 336 and encodes 111 amino acids. The record is from RefSeq and is a predicted model, not a curated record. Lineage: Eukaryota; Viridiplantae; Streptophyta; Magnoliopsida; Gentianales; Rubiaceae. Gene Ontology annotation, cellular component: cytosol. Gene Ontology annotation, molecular function: GMP synthase activity; GMP synthase (glutamine-hydrolyzing) activity; ATP binding. The transcript has 2 exons.